AUGGCAGAGGCGGAUUAUUAUGAAGUUUUGUGUGUGACAAAGACCGCUGGACCAGAUGAAAUCAAGAAGGCAUAUCGGAAACUGGCUUUAAAAUGGCACCCAGACAAGAAUCCGGGCAAUAAAGAAGAAGCAGAGCAUCGUUUCAAGCUCAUUAGCGAAGCAUAUGAAGUUCUAUCUGACCCAUCGAAAAGGCGAAUAUAUGACCAAUAUGGCAAACAGGGAUUAGUAAACGGUGUACCGCAACAGAAUCAAGGCUUCGAGGGAGAAUUUGAUCCCUUCUCUAUUAGACUCUUUCUAAAGAAUUUUAUGUUCGAUUCGAAUUUACUAACAAUGUUUGACUGCAAACUCAGCUGGUCCCAAAGGCGAAUGAUUCUAGAAUAUAGUCUUGGUGUUUUUCCUCUGCAUUCGGAUUAA
Messenger RNA from Echinostoma caproni, 414 nucleotides. The record is from the annotation of a GenBank genome assembly. Lineage: Eukaryota; Metazoa; Platyhelminthes; Trematoda; Plagiorchiida; Echinostomatidae.